This is a messenger RNA of Ochlerotatus camptorhynchus, 3803 nucleotides long. RefSeq names its product structural maintenance of chromosomes 1 (gene SMC1). The coding region runs from base 106 to 3786 and encodes 1226 amino acids. The record is from RefSeq and is a predicted model, not a curated record. Lineage: Eukaryota; Metazoa; Arthropoda; Insecta; Diptera; Culicidae. Gene Ontology annotation, molecular function: DNA binding; ATP hydrolysis activity; protein binding. Gene Ontology annotation, biological process: sister chromatid cohesion. Gene Ontology annotation, cellular component: nucleus; chromosome; cohesin complex. The transcript is spliced from 5 exons.
GACGCCAUUUUUGCACCAUCUUUUUCAUUCGAUUAUUUACAAGUGAAAAUUCUAUAAAUUCCCAGUGAAAACCGUCUCAGAUCGGAUGGAAAAUAUGCUCUAACCAUGGAUUCCGCCUUCCUGCAGUUCAUCGAGGUGGACAACUUCAAGUCCUACCGUGGCAAAGUCACGAUAGGACCGCUGAAAAAGUUCUCCGCCGUUAUCGGGCCAAAUGGGUCUGGAAAAUCCAACUUCAUGGAUGCUAUCAGUUUCGUGAUGGGAGAGAAAACAACCAGUCUGCGUGUGCGGAAGUUGAACGAAUUGAUCCAUGGUGCCUCGAUUGGGCGACCCGUUUCCAAUCGAGCCUCGGUGAUGGCAAAAUUUAUCAUCACCGACCAGGAGGGCAAUCAGACGCACAAGAGUUUCCAACGUUCGGUGAUUGGGUCUUCGUCGGAGUACCGAAUCAACGGAAAUGUGGUAGUAACGAGCGUCUAUCUGCAGGAGCUGGAGCAUAUAGGAAUAAACGUGAAAGCGAAAAACUUCCUGGUUUUCCAGGGAGCGGUUGAGAGUAUUGCAAUGAAAAAUGCCAAGGAACGAACAGCUUUGUUUGAGGAAAUCAGUGGGUCGGGUUUGUUGAAGGAGGAAUAUAAUAAACUGAAGCAUGAUAUGCAGAUGGCAGAGGAGGAAACGCAGUUCACUUAUCAGAAGAAGAAGGGAAUUGCAGCCGAGCGCAAGGAAGCCAAACUGGAAAAGCAAGAGGCAGAUCGUUAUGCGCGGCUGAAAGAUGAGUAUGCUGACAAGCAGAUACAGUAUCAACUUUACAGGUUGUAUCAUAAUGAGAAGGAAACCAAACGACUGUAUGAAGAUAUGGAAAGUAAGCAGCAGGAUUUGUCGCUGAUUGAAAAGAAGAAGGAGGAAGCAGACGAUGUGCUAAAAGAGAAAAAGAAAGAGGCAGGAAAAACCGCAAGGGAGCUGGCUAAAAUAGAACAGGAGAUUCGUGAGGUAGAAAGUGAAAUGAGCAAGAAGCAUCCAAUGUUUAUUAAAGCAAAGGAGAAGGUAGCACACACUAAGAAGAAGCUUGAUAGCGCAAUGAAAACAUUGGAGCAGGCUCGCAAGGCGGACGAAGCACAUCAAGCUGAUAUUCGUAAGUUGGAUGACGAACUGCAAGGUAUCGAAAGCAAGAUGAAGACAUUUGAAGAUGAAAUUGCUGGAGAGUCGAAAAAGCGUGGCAGUAAUGUUCACCUAGAGCAGAACUUGGUUCAGGAAUACGAUCGAUUGAAGCAGAAAGCUGAUGCAACCUCCGGUAAAUAUCUAAUCAAGUUGGAUUCCGUCAAUCGGGAGCAAAAGUCCGAUCAAGAUUUGUUGGACAGUGAGACGAAUAAGAAGGCUCAGAUUGAUGAAAAUUACAAAAAGUAUCAAUCGGAGAUGAACGAAGCCAUCAAGCGUCAGGAAAAACUGAUCGAUCACAUUAAAGCGAGCAAAGUUGCUCUGGAAGAGCAAAACCGAAUGAAGCAAGAGCUCAGCCAGGAUGUUGGUUCGUCGAAAGAGCGAAUUAUAGAGCUGCAAGCUGAGUUGGAUGACGUCCGAGAGCAGUUGGGUGAUGCCAGAAUAGAUAAGCACGAAGAUGCUCGUCGCAAGAAGAAACAGGAAGUGGUCGAAUUGUUCAAACAGGAAGUACCGGGGGUAUACGACCGCAUGAUCAACAUGUGUCAACCUACACACAAACGAUACAACGUAGCCGUAACGAAGGUGCUUGGCAAGUAUAUGGAAGCCAUCAUUGUCGAUACGGAGAAGACCGCCCGCCGAUGCAUUCAAAUUCUGAAGGAAAAGAUGCUGGACGUGGAAACAUUCCUUCCAUUGGACUAUCUUCAAAAGAAACCACUCAAGGAGCGACUUCGAAACAUCGAAGAUCCGCGUAAUGUUAAGUUGAUCUAUGAUGUGCUCAAGUUUAGUCCCCCGCAGAUCGAACCGGCAGUUCUGUUCGCCACCAAUAACGCUCUAGUGUGCGAAACUCCGGAUGACGCUAUGAAGGUUGCGUAUGAAAUCGAUCGCAGCAGAUACGAUGCACUGGCAUUGGACGGAACAUUCUAUCAAAAAUCCGGCAUCAUUUCCGGUGGUAGUCACGAUCUUGCUCGCAAGGCCAAACGCUGGGACGAGAAGCAUAUGGCUCAGCUUAAAGCGCAGAAGGAAAAGAUAACCGAAGAGUUGAAAGAAGUAAUGAAGAAAACGCGCCGUCAAGGCGAACUGACCACCGUUGAGAGCCAGAUCCGGGGUCUCGAGAAUCGACUCAAGUACAGUCAGAACGAUCUGGAUGCAUCGAAAAAAACCAUCAAGGAAUACGACCGAAAGUUAGCAAAACUGCAGGAAGAGUUGGAUCAGAUUGGUCCAAAGAUUAGCGAAAUCGAACGUCGCAUGCAGCAGCGUGAUUUGAAGAUACAGGAGAUCAAGGAAAACAUGAACAACGUCGAGGAUGACGUUUAUGCCGAGUUUUGCGCCCGUCUUGGAGUGGCUAAUAUUCGUCAAUUCGAAGAACGAGAGCUAGUGCUGCAGCAGGAAAGGGCCAAGAAGCGUGCCGAAUUCGAACAGCAAAUCGAUCGUAUCAAUAACAAUUUGGAGUUUGAGAGAUCCAAGGACACUUCCAAAAAUGUACAACGAUGGGAGCGCGCUGUCCAGGACGAUGAGGAUUCACUUGAGACGUUCAAGCAGGCCGAAGUACGCCAACGGCAAGAAAUCGAGAAAGAUCGGGAGCGCAUCGAAAAGAUGAAAGUCGACAAGAAUGCGAAGAAGGGCGCCGUCGAUAGUAUGGAAGAGGAAAUGGCCAAAGCCCGUCGAGACGUUCAACAGCAAGCCAAGGAGUUGGCUGUCGUUAACCAGCAAAUAUCCGGCAUCGAAGGCAAGAUCGAAACGAUGAAAAACAAGCGGCACAACCUGUUGAUGCAGUGCAAAAUGGAUGCAAUCGAAAUACCAAUGAAACGGGGCAAGAUGAAUGACAUUGUCGAAUCAGCAGCUAACGAUUCGGAAACGACUCCCCUAAGUACGGUCUACGAGCGUGAAGCUAAAAUCGAAAUCGACUACAGCUCCUUGUCGAAGAACUUGACAAAUCCAACGGAACCGGAUCAGGUCAAGAAGGUUGGCGAUGGUUUGGCAAGGGAGCUGCAGUCAAAACUGGACACAUUGGAGAAGAUUCAAACACCGAACCUCAAAGCGAUGCAAAAGCUAGAUCGAGUAACGGAGAAGAUUCAAACCACAAACGAAGAAUUCGAGGCGGCCCGUAAGAAAGCCAAGAAAGCUAAAGCAGCUUUUGAGAAAAUCAAGAACGAACGGUGCGCACUGUUCACAAACUGUUGCAACCACAUUUCCGAUGCAAUCGAUGGCAUUUACAAGCAGCUGGCACGUAACGAAGCAGCCCAGGCCUAUCUCGGGCCGGACAAUCCAGAGGAACCGUAUCUCGAUGGCAUCAACUACAACUGCGUCGCACCCGGUAAACGUUUCCAACCGAUGAGCAAUCUGAGUGGAGGAGAGAAAACCAUCGCUGCGCUGGCCCUGCUGUUUGCCAUUCACAGCUUCCAACCAGCCCCAUUUUUCGUGCUGGACGAGAUCGACGCUGCGUUGGAUAACACAAACAUCGGGAAGGUGGCUUCGUACAUACGAGAGAAGUGCACCAAUCUGCAAACGAUUGUAAUUUCGCUGAAGGAAGAGUUCUACAGCCAUGCCGAUAUAUUGAUUGGUAUCUGCCCUGAGCCGGCCGAAUGUCUCGUUUCACAGACGCUGAUCUACGAUUUAGAACAGUUUCAACCCCAUUCCUAGACGUAGGGACAAUUAUA